Molecule: messenger RNA, 4324 nt
Organism: Toxotes jaculatrix (banded archerfish)
Lineage: Eukaryota; Metazoa; Chordata; Actinopteri; Toxotidae
Gene: amacr
Product: alpha-methylacyl-CoA racemase
Exons: 7
Coding region: 258-1406 (382 amino acids)
Biological process (GO): bile acid metabolic process
Cellular component (GO): mitochondrion
Molecular function (GO): alpha-methylacyl-CoA racemase activity
Source: RefSeq, a predicted model, not a curated record
CAGAAAGCCGCCCGGCUACGCGGAGUCAGCACUUGACAUUAAAACGGGGUACACGGCGGUGGCCGCCGGUCGAUAAGUUUAACCACAAACAAUUUUUAAACCAAAGCACAUCACCGGUGCACAGCGACCAUGUGAUCCACCGCGGGGGCGUCGUAGUCAGUUUUAACCUCACUCCACCUACAGCAAGCUAACCUUUGUGUGUUCAAACCUUCAGCAGAGGUGUCCUGUCCUCGACUUACAAGCAAAGUGCUUUCAUCAUGGCGCUGGCUGGAGUGAGAGUUAUUGAGCUGGCGGGUCUGGCUCCAGCACCCUUCUGUGGCAUGAUCCUGGCAGACUUCGGAGCCAAGGUCAUCCGCGUGGACCGAACCAAGGUCGCCAUGGCUGUGGAUACACAGGCACGGGGGAAACAAUCCGUGGCGAUCAAUCUGAAGUCCACUGAGGGUGUAGCCUUGCUCAGGAAGCUCUGUGUCCAGUCUGAUGUGGUCCUUGAGCCCUAUCGUAAAGGUGUGAUGGAGAAGCUGGGCCUGGGUCCACAGGAGCUGUUAAAGGAAAAUCCUCUUUUGAUCUACGCUCGGUUGACAGGGUAUGGACAGCGUGGAUCUUAUGCCACUGCAGCUGGGCAUGACAUCAACUACCUCGCCAUGUCAGGCCUUUUAUCCCGGCUGGGUCGUAGUGGAGAGAAGCCCUACGCUCCACUGAAUCUGUUAGCAGAUUUUGCAGGCGGUGGUCUCACCUGUGCCCUGGGGAUAGUCCUGGCGCUGCUGGAGAGGACGAAGUCAGGGAAAGGACAGAUCAUCGAUGCUAGCAUGGUGGAAGGAGCUGCAUAUGUGGGCUCAUUUGCAUGGAAAUCUCGUAGUAUUGGUUUGUGGGACCGUUCUAGAGGAGAGAACAUGUUGGACAGUGGAGCGCCCUUCUACGAUACCUACCAGACUUCAGAUGGAAAGUACAUGGCCGUGGGUGCCAUAGAACCACAGUUCUACAGACAACUACUUAAGGGUUUGGAUUUGGAUGCUGGGGAGCUGCCUCCUCAGAUGAGCUUCAGUGGUUGGCCAGAGAUGAGACGGAUAUUCACAGAGCGCUUUGCUUCAAAGACCCAGGCGGAUUGGUCAAGGAUUUUUGACGGGACUGAUGCCUGUGUUACACCUGUGUUGUCUUUCGACCAGGUGAGCUCACACCCACAUAACCAGGAAAGAGGGUCUUUCAUGAAGGACUCCAGUGGGGAAGAAAGCCCCCGGCCGGCCCCGGUUCUUUCUCGGACUCCUGCUGAGCCUUGCCUCACCUCCGACCCUGUUAUUGGAGAACAUACAGUCAAAGUCCUAGGGGAGUACGGCUUUACAUCAGCAGAGAUAGACCAGAUGCUAGCAGCAGGGGUCAUAGAGUGUAAUGCUGUCAAGGCGAAGUUGUAGAGGAGCACAAAUCAAAGAUUUUGAAAUUCCACACUUGCAGCAUCUUUUAGUUUUCAGAUUUGGGGUAGAUUAUAUGGAAGAGAUGGAGCUUAAUAAGACCAAUAAUGUGCCGUGGACAUAAUUGAUAUAAAUAAUUAAUUUGGACGAAAAACAAAACAAGAUCACUGUCUCACACACCCGUUCCAGAAUCACAUUAAAAGGGAAAGAAGGAAAAAUGUAUUUUCUCUUCAUGAGCUAAACAUUCAAACUGAGAAUUUCUGUGGAGAGAAAGCAUGAAAUACUUCAUCUCAUCCACACUGUUAGCUACAGCGUAUAGGAAGCUCUGAAAAUGAAGUGUCAGUGUUAGUAAAAACUGCUAUAAAUGAAUCAUUUUAAAUCCUUUCAUCCAAUUUAAACAACUUAUCUCUGUCCAGGUUAUGUUAAUUUAAUUACAUUUAAUUCAAUAAUUCAAUUCAAUUCAAUAAUCAGUUGGAUUUAUUGUUAUUGCUGGGAUGUGCUGAAAAAAAUGAUAAUGCAUAAUUCUAGGCCGUCAUCUCUGCUGGUUUUCCAUUAUACCGUCGUACUUUGGCCAGUAUGAUUAUGAAACAGGUAGGAAGCUGCAGUGUGACAUCUGUGGUAUUAAAAAAGUCUUUUUCUGUGAUCACAUAUUUUUUAAUUUAGCCUAUCUCAGCUCACAGCUGUCGUCCUUACACUCUGUUUUUGUUUGUUUUUCCCACUGAUGUCGUGACAAUAAUAAUGGAAUAAUAAUUUUAUCUGUAGCACAGCAGGUUGGCAAUGAGGGCCAGAUAAACAGGUUGUAUUUAUGAGCUGCAGUCAAACGCCAUACUUAUUCCUUUGUCUGACAACAAAAACGGGAAAAAAUAUGUAGAGCAACAAGAUCAUAUAUUCAGCUGCAUUAAAACACAGUGCAGGUGAUCAAAGAGAGCAGGAGACAGAACAAAGGUCCCUCUCUCUUUUUUCUUCACACUAACUACAAAAACGAAUAGUUCAAAAAUAGUUGUGCUGUAUGUGUCAAGACAAAGGCAGAAAUAAAUGAAGUGCCUCAUAAAAUAUUAAUUUUAAGCCAACUGUCAAAAAAAAUAUAUGUUAACAAGUGACGUCACACAUUGAUCAGAUAAUAAUAAUAAUAAUAAUAAGAUGAUUUAAGUCGAUUGCGAACAGCUACAAACAUUUAUAAACAUUCACAAGUGAAGUCCAAGCUCCAGAGACACAAGCUACUCUGGCAGAAAUGUUAAGAGGAUCCAUCCUGUCUGUGUACAGAAGAGAAGCCAAAAACAAACAAAUAAAAGUGGUGGAGCAGAAAAGUAGCAAAGCAGCCAGAUCCAGCAGAUGUUGGCUGUCCGUUUGAUUUUUGUGGUACACGUUGAACAUACAAAGAUUGCAGUUGUUCAUGAACACUGACAGGGAAGGAAAUUUAAAACAUAAAUCAGCACAUUACAAUUAUUUUUCCUGGAAACAUAAUCCUGAUAUGCAGUUGCAUGCAUAUUGCAGCAGUGACAGUCCCUACAGUGAGGAAAGUUAUUAGUUAAGCAGAGAAUAAUCAUAAUACAACGUAUAAAAUGCUAAUAAUACAAUUGUCUCUUGCAGACUUUGGAGGGGAAAUAACUACAUUAUUGAAGAUUUUUAAUUUGAUUUAAAUUGCUCAUCAAUAACAUUUGUGAUUAUUCCAUCAGAGCCGCCUGUUUGUGCAGUAGUUAUUCCAUCCCUUCACUUCACCUUCACAUCCCAGUGGUGCUGCUAAAGGUUUAAACGAUUGGUUUUAAAUGAUUAAAUGCUCAAGACCCAUGGGGUGUGAAGCCUAAAUAUAAUUAAUGAACUUCAUUCAUGUAUAUUCAUACACAGCAUGUGUGUUUUUUUUAACAAUAUUUCUGGUGUUUGCACAGGCAGUAAACACCCUCAGAAAACCUGUGCGUAAGCUGGAGAGCAGCGCUGCGAUUAUUGAAACACUAAAUUAGCCAUCGCCUCAAGAGCUACAUUGUAAAUUCAAGCCUGGAAAAUAAGCAAAUACGUUUCCUAGAAACAGGCAGCAGCGUGACACUAAAACAACAUGAGAGAAACUAAAUGUUGGACAAACUCUGGAUGACUUUGUAGCUGAACAGUGAGCCUAUGGAUUUUAGGUAAUAGGAUACACUGCAGAUUAUAGGUUUAUUCCACUGUGCAUAUCGUCAUGAGCCAAUUGGUUUUAAGCUGUGUAAAGUCAACAUCAAGAAAUCCAUGACUGAAUAGCCUCGUCAGAAAACUGAAAUGAGCACAAAAUGUAAAACUUAAGUAUGUUUUUAUUUGCUGCAUUUGGUGUAAAAGAUAUGAAUAAAAGAGUUCACAUGCUACUUGGAUUUAAAUUUCGAAGCAGCAUACAGCUGAAACGUGAAACGGUUUAAAAGGUCAUUUCGUUCAAAAUGCACACAAAUAAAGAAAUCUCUUCUCACUCGUCCCCUGUGGGAUCGAACGAGACAGUUCUAUAUUUCCUAAUCAAGGUUUUGAGAUUUCCGUCUCUGAGAUGAGGUGACUUAAAUUUCUGGUGUUCAAAUCAGUGAAGAAGUGGCAUUAGAAAAGCUCAGUGUCAACAUGUCUUUUCAAGGGCAAGGAAGUUAAUCCACAGACUUCACUGUGAUUCAUGAGAAUUACUUUCCCCUGAAGAAAUCUUCCCCGUGGAAGCUGUCGACAGCGUGGAUGGAUUAAUCUAAAAGAGGCGCUUCAGGCAGCUCUUGGGCCCCUGUUAAUUUACCUUUCAUUAUCAAUUUACCUAUUGGCAGGUAAAUUGAUGAUGAAAGCAUCUGCAUUGUUUACAUCCAUGUUUAUUUGCUGGGAGUGUUUUUCUUCACUGCCUUUGUUGGUGUAUUGCUACAUAACUUGGUACAUAAUGUAGUGUAUUUCUGAAUUAUUUUUUUAAAUGAUUUCGUAUGAAUUAAACAAGGCAA